This is a messenger RNA of Ficedula albicollis (Collared flycatcher), 1707 nucleotides long. It is a transcript of the gene ACTR5, whose product is annotated as ARP5 actin-related protein 5 homolog. Gene Ontology annotation, biological process: regulation of DNA-templated transcription. The annotation marks the transcript as partial. The record is from RefSeq and is a predicted model, not a curated record. The transcript is spliced from 9 exons. Gene Ontology annotation, cellular component: Ino80 complex; cytoplasm. Lineage: Eukaryota; Metazoa; Chordata; Aves; Passeriformes; Muscicapidae.
GGGCUGCUGCGCUCGCCCUUCGACCGCAACGUGCCCGUGCAGCUGGAGCUGCAGGAGCUGCUCUUCGACCACGUCUUCCAGCGCCUCGGCGUCUCCUCGCAGGGUUGUGUGGAUCACCCAAUUGUUCUGACAGAAGCAGUUUGCAAUCCUCUGUACUCAAGGCAAAUGAUGUCUGAGCUCCUCUUCGAAUGCUACCAAGUGCCAAAAGUGUCCUAUGGCGUGGACAGCCUGUACAGUUUCUAUCACAACAGAAGGCAGAACUGGCCCUGCAGUGGUUUGGUGAUAUCCUCAGGCUACCAGUGCACACACAUUUUGCCAGUGCUAGAAGGAAGGCUGGAUGCCAAGAACUGCAAGCGCAUUAACCUGGGGGGUUGCCAGGCUGCCGUGUACCUGCAGCGGCUGCUGCAGCUGAAAUACCCCGGGCACUUCGCUGCCAUCACGCUGAGCCGCAUGGAGGAGAUCCUGCACGAGCACAGCUACAUCGCCCAAGACUACACAGAAGAGCUGCAGAAGUGGCGGUGCCCAGAGUACUACGAGAACAACGUGCACAAGAUGCAGCUGCCUUUCUCCAACAAGCUGCUGGGCAGCACUGUGGCCUCUGAGGAGAAGCAGGAGAAGAGGCAGCAGCAGCUGCGGCGCCUGCAGGAGCUCAAUGCGCGGCGGCGGGAGGAAAAGCUGCAGCUGGACCAGGAGAGGCUGGACAGGCUGCUGUAUGUGCAGGAACUUCUAGAAGACGGUCAGAUGGAUCAGUUCCACAAAGCUUUGGUGGAGCUGAACAUGGACUCAGCAGAAGAACUUCAGUCUUACAUCAACAAAUUGAGUCUGUCUGUUGAACAAACAAAGCAGAAAAUCCUACAGUCAGAAGUCAAUAUUGAAGUAGAUGUGGUGGACAGCAAGCCAGAGACUCCUGACUUGGAUCCAUUGGGCAGUGAACAGUCCCUGGAGGAUGUGGAAAGUAUUAAUGAGUUUGAACCUUUAUUUGCUGAGGAGCAGCCUGAAGUUGAGAAGCCUGUUGCUGCAGUGCAGCCCGUGUUUAACCUGGCAGAGUACCACCAGCUUUUCCUUGGCACUGAAAGAAUCAGGGCUCCAGAGAUUGUCUUCCAGCCCUCCCUGAUAGGAGAGGACCAGGCUGGUAUAGCAGAAACCAUGCAAUAUGUCCUUGAGAGGUACUCAAAGGAACAACAGGCUAUCCUUGUCCAGAAUGUUUUCCUCACUGGUGGAAAUACAAUGUACCCUGGACUGAAAGCCAGAGUCCAGAAGGAGCUCCUGGAAAUGAGGCCAUUUCAGUCAUCCUUUCAGGUUCACCUUGCUUCCAGCCCCGUCUUGGAUGCCUGGUACGGGGCUAGGGACUGGGCACUGGAGCACAUGAGCCGUGAGGAAGGCUGGAUAAGCAGGAAGGACUAUGAGGAGAAAGGAGGGGAGUACCUCAAGGAGCACUGUGCUUCCAACGUCUACGUCCCCAUCCGCCUGCCCAAGCAGGCCCCGCGGGCAGCAGAGGCUCCCAGCAGAGCCUCGGGCACGGGGAACCCCAGCGAGCAGGCUUAGCCCUGUCCUUGGCCCCGCGGGGAGAGCUGCCGGGGUGCGGGGAGAGCUGCCGGGGUGCGGGGAGAGCUGCCGGGGUGCCGGGAGAGCUGCCGGGGUGCCGGGAGAGCUGCCGGGGUGCCGGGAGAGCUGCCGGUGGCAACAGCUCCCGGUGUUUGGCGGGGC